This is a messenger RNA of Endocarpon pusillum Z07020, 5187 nucleotides long. RefSeq lists its product as uncharacterized. Gene Ontology annotation, biological process: mitotic spindle organization; microtubule-based movement. Gene Ontology annotation, molecular function: microtubule binding; ATP binding; microtubule motor activity. Lineage: Eukaryota; Fungi; Ascomycota; Eurotiomycetes; Verrucariales; Verrucariaceae. The record is from RefSeq and is a predicted model, not a curated record. The transcript is spliced from 4 exons. Bases 1 to 5187 code for a protein of 1728 amino acids.
AUGGUGAUGUCUCCGCCGGGCUCACCGGACGGUGUGUCAAAGCAACGGCCACAGAGCCUGAUGUACAGGCCAGAAAAAAGCAAGGAAGGCGGGAGCGGGGCAUCCGACGAGGAAGAAAAGACAUCCGUCAAAGUUGUUGUCCGUAUCCGCCCACCGUUGAAGCCUGGCGAUCCCGGCUUUGAACUCAUCCCACAGCGCUUCCAAAGAUCGAUGGUACAAUCCACAACUCCUACGAGUCUUGGAGUCGAAUCUCCACAGGGACGCAAGCUGUUUGUUUUUGAUCACGUAUUUGGGGAGGAGGUUAAUCAAAGAGGAAUCUGGAGCUAUCUACAGGACAGCGUCACCUCAUUUGUGCGAGGGUACAAUGUUUCCAUAUUGGCCUAUGGACAGUCUGGGUCUGGUAAAUCCUACACCAUGGGCACAUCCGGACCCUCAGAGCAAAAUGAUCCUCAUGUGAUGGGUGUCAUUCCCAGAGCCGCCUCUCACCUCUUUGAAGUAUUGAACAGCAUAGCUCCCAGCAGUCGUCAAAACUCAGGCCUGAAAAUCCCAACAAGGUACUCAUUAGCGUCAAUGAACGGGGCUCAGCAAAACUUUGCGAAAGCUGACAGUGAUAAAAAAUGGCAAAUGACAGCAACUUAUGUGGAGAUUUAUAAUGAACAAUUGCGGGACCUGUUGUUACCAGACUCCACCCCUUUACAUGAACGAGCUACAGUCACCAUCAGAGAAGAUCCCAGAGGCAGAAUCAUUCUUACUGGUCUCUAUCAAGUGGAGAUAAAUAGUGUGGAUGAGCUGUUGUCAGCACUCAAUCAUGGCUCUGCAAUUAGACAGACAGAUGCCACAGCCAUCAAUGCACAGUCCUCGAGAUCCCAUGCCGUUUUCAGCUUGAACCUUAUCCAGCGCAAACCACGGGCGGCUAUCACGUCUUCGAAGGAGAAACGCAUGUCGAUGCCUACGGAGGCAAUGGUGAAUGGCGAGCCGUCCGUGACCGUGGACAGCAAGCUGCAUUUCGUUGACCUGGCUGGUAGCGAGAGAUUAAAGAACACUGGCGCCACUGGUGAGCGGGCAAGAGAGGGUAUCUCCAUCAACGCUGGUCUUGCCAGUCUUGGGAAAGUAAUUUCGCAGUUGUCUUCGCGCCAGGCGGGAUCCCAUGUUUCUUACAGAGAUUCGAAGCUCACACGGCUUUUGCAAGAUUCGUUGGGUGGAAAUGCAAUCACCUACAUGAUUGCCUGCGUGACCCCAGCAGAGUUUCAUCUUAGUGAAACUUUGAACACGGUGCAGUAUGCACAACGCGCUCGAGCGAUACAGAUCAAGCCCAGGAUUCAACAAGUCAAUGAUGACAGCGAUAAGCAAGCUGUUAUUGACAGGCUUCGUGCAGAGGUUGCGUUUCUUCGGCAACAGAUUCAUAGCAGCGAAGGCUCAGAGAGAAGGAAUGCAAAUCCACAGGAAAGGAUGGUUCGACCGAGUGACAGGGAAGUCGAACUUCAAAAUCAGCUGCUUGACGUCCAAGAAGGUUAUACUGCGCUCAGCCAACGCCAUGCUAAGGUGAUCUCGGAGCUAGCGAAGUCUGGUGACCCCAGCGAGGAUCCAACCACGAACCACAUUCCUGGGGAGUCUGCGGUCGAUCGCCUAAAAAGAUCUCGGGCAAAUCAAGAACAGAUUGAGCAAAUGGUGCUCGAGUACGAGAAGACCAUACAGAUUCUGGAAUCAAAUCUGUCCAACACUCGAGCUUCGCUUGCCAAUACCGAGAGCAAUUUGCUCGAAAAGGAGACGAAAUGUGCCUUCACUGAUACGAUCAAUCAGCAACUGCACUCUCGCGUUCAGAAGCUCAUGCACCGCGAAACCAAUACCGAGACGUAUCUGCGUGAUCUGGAAGCGCGCCUCGACGGACAGAGUUCUGGAGAGGAAAAGAAUGGCGCAAUCAUCGUUGAGCUGCACAAAGAGAUUGCCCGCAUUCGUGAGAGCGAAUCGAAUGCUGAGGACUACAUCUCAACGCUCGAGGAACGUCUCGCAGAGGCAGAUCAGGACAUGGAAAUUCUGCAGCGUGAAGUCGAACGACUUGAACAUGUUGUUGAUCGCCAGCGAAGCCUCGGAAAACUUGACCAUCUCUUAUACGAGCUGGACCAUGUACAGAAAAACAAUCGAAGAAUUGCAGCUGUCGAGCCCUUGCCAACAAUCGCGCGUUCCUCUAGUUAUGGUUUGAUCAGCAAACACUCGUUGGAUACUUUGAAAGAAGCAGAGGAGACUGCGCUGCCGGAAGAAUCCGACGACGACCUCCUCGUCUCCCCCGAGGUGGAGGCCGAUGCCAGCGCAUCUGUACAAGGAGACGACCUUGCAAGUCUUGCAAGAGCCACUGCAUGUUCCAGGUGCAUGGUGCAACCUAGCCCUGCACAGGCCAAGCACAUGGCCGAGAAGUUUGAAAAUGUCACUUCUGAGCUCUUCGACCUUCGACUGGAACAUGAGAACACUUUGAACGAAUUUGAUCUUCUAUCUGCCAAGUACCAGGAAGCCCUCCGUGCUCUUGCAGAAAUGCAAGACGGCGUUGAGGAGGCUCGUCAUCCUCCUAUUGCUAGCGUUGCAUCACCACAACCGAUGUCUCGAUCAACUUCCUUUGUUGGGGAAGUGAAGAGCAUUGAGCCAGAGACCAGCAAGCCUCUGCCUUCGUCGCGAUCACCAUCAUCUGAGUUGUCCUUAGCGGAGGAGACUAGCUCUGUGGAUGCUGCGGACACAACUCAAUCGUCCCAAGAACUGCACCCCCGUGAUGAUGUCACUUCACCUGAUGUUGAUAAGCUUCAGCGAAUGCUUGCCGAGCAUGAACAUGGCAUGGAUCUAGUGACCCAGCAGUAUGCACAACUUCAGGCCGAGCAUCAACAAACUCUGGCGACGGUGCAGGCGUUGAAGGCCGAGAUCCAGAAAAACAAAAUUCACCCUCCUCCUUCACCUGGUCACAUCUCCCCAGUCAUUCGUCUAGGGACGUCGCAGAAUAUUGUGGUGACAGAUCGUGCGUAUCGAGCAUUGGCGUCCCUGAAAUCACUCGUUUCUGAAGAGUUUGAAGGCAAACCAAACAGGAUGGAGAGUGCAGAGCUUCACUUGAAUGCUGCCAGUCAUGAGUUGCAGUCACGAUUGGAGCGCAUUCAAUCGCUUGAGGCUGAGAUGAAGACAGUCAAGAGAGAAAUGGAGGCAAAGACGACAAUCAUCUCGGGCCUUACCCGCGAACGAAACAGCUUGAAGGGCUCUUCGCCGGUGGAUCUUUCCAUGGUAUCACAGAUGCGGGACCAACUGAUUCAAAACGAGAAUGAAAUUAGAUCGUUGCACGAAAGUCGGGCAUCCCGUGAAGAAGAACUGCUCGCCGAGAUCCGGUCGUUGAAGCAUCUGAAUGAAAACGGGCCUGCAUAUCCACAACCUGUCAAGGUCGGCGCCGGAGACGACAGCAUGAAAUACUCGGAACUGCAGAAGGAGAUCUCUGAGUGGCAGGCGAAGCACAAAGCUGCGGUGGACUUCGCACAGGCGUCGGAGAAGAAACUACUUAGUACCACAGCCGAGCUCGAGGCUUCUAUGGCUAGUCUCGAAGCAAUCAGAGCAGAGCAUGGUGGCACCAGUCAAGAUGCCUUCAAGCGGGCAGCAGCAGCAAAAGUUAUGCAGGUCGAGCGGGAGAGGCACACUGAGCUCAUUGACAGUCUGAAGCACGACAUCGAAAAUUACAAAUCUUCAGCAGCUCGCUUAGAGCAGCAAAACAGCUCGAUGCGGCAACUGAUUACACAGCAUGAAAAGGAACUCUACCAAAAGGAUCAACAACUGGUCUCCCGUAGCGAGCAAAUCACACAUCUCCAAAAGGAAGCCGCUCAUCACAAAGCUGCCGUCGAGGCUUACAAGCAAGGUUUCAAAUCGCUGCAUGAGAGCCACGAUAUCAAGGUGGAGGAGAUGAAGCUCUCACACGCCGGACAGAUGGCAGAAAUGGAUGACCAACGAGAAGAGCUGGUACAGAACCAUGAACAAGCCGUGAAAUUACUGAACACACAGCUCGAAAAAUCUCGCACCGAUCUCCAGAGCCUUCUAAGCCGUGCAGGGAGCGUGCUAGGUCAUGCCACCUCUGUUGACAUGCUUCAUAGUCACAUCCAAGAUCUCAUGGAAGAAAAGUCGCAUGCCACAGAAAUACAAGCAAGAUUAACCAGAGUCAAUGCUGAACUUGAAAAACAGCUCGAGGAGCAGCGCGACCAGAACCCCAAGUUACAUCGAUCUAGCGAAUCAACAGCUGAUUACAAGGCAAGGAUUCGUAGUCUUGCAGAAGAAAUCGCAAACCACGAAGAGUCUCUUCGUGAGAAGGACGGGAUCAUCAGGAAGCGCGAUGCCAUGAUUGAGAGCAUUACAAUCGAGAAGCAAAACAACGCUCGCAUCAUUGAAGAGCUCGAACAGCAGAUCGAGACCAGCUUCGAUCAUCAUCACAAUCGGCUCUCUGUCAUCCAACAACAGGGCAACCAAGCACUGGUCGAGGCGCAAGCCAGAAUCGUUGCUCUGGAGAAGGAGCUCGACGCUCAGCGUGAGGGCGGCAAUGACGUUGACCCUACCUCACGCACCAACACAAUGAAGUCAGCUCACCGACCGCAAUCUCCUCUCCCGGCUGAUAGUCAGAAUCGAAGCAACUCCAUGACCUCGAAUCUACGCAAAUCUGCCUCGGUGGCGUCUUUGCCCUCACCGCCACCAGCAAUUCCACUCCCACCGCUCCCUGCACUCCCUGCCCUGCCCUCUAUUGCCGCGGUCAACAACCUCCCCACCUCCAACGCCUCGACCUCCCCCCCACCCUCCCGCCACGCCUCCAAAGAGAUCCCCGCAAACGGAAGCCAGCAAAUUCAACUGAUCGAAGACCAGGAAGCGCGCAUCCGCACCAUCGAAAAACACCUCAACGCCGAAAAGCAGCUCACCGCGACGCUGGAAGAAGCGCUGGUCGACCUGGAGACCCAAUCGAACAAGCUCCGCGCCGAGAUGGAUGGCUGGAAGAAGAAAGCCUGGUCGGCGGAGGAGGAGAUGCAGUCGUUGAGGCGGGAGAAGAAGCAUGCCCGGGAGAGUAUCCAGGCGGUGGAGAUGGAGCGGGAUAAGAGGAGGGAGGCCGAGGCGGCGAGGGCGCAGCUGGAGGAGAGAAUGAAUCAGUUGAGUACUCGAAAGAAGAAGAAGAAUGCGUUGAAUUGCUUCUGA